Molecule: messenger RNA, 2424 nt
Organism: Anoplophora glabripennis (Asian longhorned beetle)
Lineage: Eukaryota; Metazoa; Arthropoda; Insecta; Coleoptera; Cerambycidae
Product: carboxylesterase 5A
Exons: 4
Coding region: 416-2206 (596 amino acids)
Biological process (GO): postsynaptic membrane assembly; chemical synaptic transmission; synaptic vesicle endocytosis
Cellular component (GO): cell surface; postsynaptic membrane; synapse
Molecular function (GO): signaling receptor activity; neurexin family protein binding
Source: RefSeq, a predicted model, not a curated record
UAAAUAUAGUACAAUUUUUGUAUAUCAGUCACGUAUUACAAAUGGAGAAUAUAAAUACAUAUGCAAUAAGUAGUAGGCACUAGGUGCCUGCUGCCUAAUAAUAAAAGCUAAGGUGAAUAUUCGAAGAAAAUGUUCAAGUGAAAUUUUUAAACUGUUCUGUUACAGGAGUAUAUUGGAACGUAACGUUUUAGACACCUUCUACGAGUUUGUGACUGAAGACCCUCAGGAAGAGAGGAACAAACGUGGAAGCGUGGUUUAUGUAAAAUUCUGACCCAUUAAACUAAAAUUUCUAAAUUGAUCGCAGAUUGUAGCAGGGGUAACUUCAUCACGCAACAAAUGUAGCACACGGAACCCGUAGAACGUGCAGUCGCGACCCUAAACUCACCCUAAGACGUUCGGCUACCCUGUCGGAAGAAUGUUCCGUCUCAACAUGCUUUGCAUGUACGUGCCUUUCUGUAUCUGUCUAUCUCCUGAACCGGUAACGAUUCCCGGUCAAGGUACUAUCGCUGGAGUGGAAGUAUCCAAAUUGCGGAUCCAGAAAAUCAUAGCCUAUUAUGGUAUUCCCUACGCCCAGCCACCCGUUAAAAAACUACGAUUUGUUCCUCCGGUGACGAACCCUCUUCCGGAAAUUCAAAAUGUUUCAAGCUAUCGUUCGGCAUGUCCGCAAAGCGAAGAAGCGUACAAAGAGUCGGAAUUGCCCUUUUUGCAAUUGAUUCCCGAUUAUAAGGUUGUUGAAUAUAGUGAGGACUGUCUUUACCUUAACGUCUUUGUGCCAGUCGGUAACCAUCCAGAACUAGGAUUUGCCACGAUAAUUUGGUUCCACCCCGGUAACUUCUUAAUCGGCAACCCUAGCAUAUGGAAUCCCCACACACUGGUAUACCGACAAAGAGUGAUAGUCGUCACCGUAGCCUGGCGAUUGAAUAUUUUUGGAUUCUUUACCACGAUGGACGGGGAAGCACCCGGAAAUUACGGUCUUUUGGACCAGCAAGCCGCCAUGCAGUGGGUGAAGAACAACAUCAAACUCUUUGGGGGCAAUCCAGAUAACAUUUGUUUAAUGGGAUAUGGCGCUGGGGCAACGAGUAUAGGUUUGCACAUGACUAAUCCAAAGUCAGUAGAAUUAUUUAACAAAGCUAUUGCGAUGAGUGGUGACUACUUAUCUCCGACCACGAUAAAGAUGCCUGAAGAGGACAAAGCGUUUCUAGACUCCCUAGCUCGCAAGUUAGAUUGUACCAGGAGACCGGUAUCGAAACUUUUAGAAUGCCUGAGGUACGCAGAGGUUGAGACUCUUUUAGAAAUAGCGGGAAAGCGUCCAUGGCGUCCUUUACUAGAUGCAAGUCUCAGCAACAGCUCUUACCAACCUUUCCUAUCAGAGCCACCUAUAGCGUACUUUGAAAGCGAAGGUAGCACCAAAGUUCCUUUCCUAACUGGAUACACACAAAUGGAACAAAUCCUGGAAAUUCCCGAAUUAAACAACACUCAAAUUUCUUCAGAGGCUUUAAGAAGUUUAUUUGUUAAACUAAUGCAGCAAGAAUUACCGCAAAAUAAUGAUACAGAGUCUUCCUGUGUAUACAAUCCUGACCAUAUUAUAGAUGCUGUGAUGUUUUUCUACGGGCCUGAGCUGGCCUCGAAAGAAACGGACGAAUUUCGACAAAUUGUGACGGAUUUCUUGACAGAGAAAAAUUUUGCUGCUCCUGCGUAUCUCCAAGCUCUUCACAUUAGCAAAGAAAAACCAGUUUAUGUGUACAGAUUUGAUAUGAAACCUAGCACAACAUCUGCCGUAAGCCAAAUUCCAGAGUGGGUUACCGUUUCACAUCUUUUCGAUUUAAUUUAUGUAUGGGGGAUACCCUACUGGGAAAAUACUGGUCAGCAAUGGGAUCACAGAGAUAAGAGAAUUUCAGACACUAUUAUGUCACUUUGGACUAAUUUUGCCAAGUAUUCUGAUCCCACAGCCAAUGCCAUUUUCCCAAUAAAAUGGCAGUCCUUUACUCAAGAAAAUCCAGGCAUCAUGAUUAUAGAUGGGAACUUUGAUAUGGGUAACUCUAACAAUUUAAAUUAUAAAGCAUUUGAGUUCUGGAACGAGUAUUAUCCUAAAAUAAGAGAUGUUGCCACUAGAUGCUGUGAAAUUUCAGACUCGGGUGCAACAAAUCUUUCAAAGAACCUCUUAUCUUUUGUUAUAGUUUCACUUGUAGUUAUAUAUUAUGUUUAACUAACAUAAAUUGUAGACAUACUUAUUAAAUAUUAUACAACACCACAAAUGAUAAUAUAUUAAUAUUUUAAAUACGUACUUGCCAAACUAUUUUGCUUGAAACAGACCAUUUCCUAAAAAUUAUAUAUACAUUUACAAUAAAUAUAAACUAAAUUUGUACUGUUAUUCGUAUCAGUAAUAAUACAUAUAAGUUAUUGGUACCUCUUUAUUUUAAUGAA